AUGUGGGUCAUCAUGAUACUUCAUGAGAGCGGCGCUGAUUGGGAGCGUUCAGACAACAACAUUAGAGUCUCGAAUGACUGGGUUCGUCGUUGGGGCCGGGAGCAUGAAGCUGUUAAGCUGCCCGACGGCGGUUACCUCGGUAUGCUGAGCGUAUUCCACGAGCUUCACUGUAUUAAACGUCUCUACCAAACACUGUCCCCAGAGUACUACUUUCCCAACGCUACCGAGCAAGAAAUCGCGACGAACCGAGAGCACAACCAGCACUGCCUCGAGGUUCUUCGAAUGGGGGCGGCUUGCCGCGGUGACAUUUCCAUCGUUACCCACAUGUGGACUGACAUCGAUGCACGACCCAUUGUCAAUCAGACAGCGCCACACCAGUGCGUUGACUUUAACAAGGUCAUGGAGUACUCUCGUGACAACACAGUAGACGUGUAUCAAGAUAACUACAUCGUCCACCCCAAGUUUGGCCCAUCGUUCCCCAAAGGAAAUAGCAUCAAGCCUUUCAAGAACCAGGGAAUGCGAAACCACCACUAG
This is a messenger RNA of Colletotrichum spaethianum, 534 nucleotides long. RefSeq lists its product as uncharacterized. Lineage: Eukaryota; Fungi; Ascomycota; Sordariomycetes; Glomerellales; Glomerellaceae. The record is from RefSeq and is a predicted model, not a curated record. The transcript has 4 exons. Gene Ontology annotation, biological process: mycotoxin biosynthetic process. Bases 1 to 534 code for a protein of 177 amino acids.